This is a messenger RNA of Conger conger (European conger), 2042 nucleotides long. RefSeq names its product cyclin D-type binding-protein 1 (gene ccndbp1). Gene Ontology annotation, biological process: regulation of cell cycle. Gene Ontology annotation, cellular component: nucleus. The transcript has 11 exons. The coding region runs from base 113 to 1141 and encodes 342 amino acids. The record is from RefSeq and is a predicted model, not a curated record. NCBI's taxonomy places the organism in Eukaryota, Metazoa, Chordata, Actinopteri, Anguilliformes, Congridae.
AAAGUUCCGACGAGAACUCUGACAGCAUCUAUUCUAAGUGGGCUGCAUGACAACAACAAGCGGCCAACUUCAGAUAAUGUGAUUUGUGUGCUCGAAGGGUCCAAACGGCGGGAUGAGCGCCGAUAACACUUGUCCGGACGUAUCGGUUCCCCUGAGGAAUCUCUUAAAUUCUGUACAGUGCAUUCGGGACCGUGUUAAAGAUGGAGAGUCAAAUGAAUCAAGUGGUGGCUUUAACCUCCAGAAUUUCUGGGAUACGCUGAGCCAAGCAGUCAAAGCGGCUUCGCAAGAGGCCACAAAGCUCAGCCUUUCCUUCUCGAAGCCUCCUCUGCCUUCUCCACAGGACUGUGAGAGAUUGGCCGAGUCCAUUCAAAAAAGCGUCCUGGCUCUGUCCACAGUGUAUUACUGGCUACCGAAGAGCCAAGGCAUGACGCUGCGCAGAGUGGUCAGAGAUGGGACGGCUGAUGUUCUAGACGGCCUGAUCCAGCUCAUAGACAUCAUCCUCAGCUCUCCCUUACAGAGUUUGUCCCAGGAGCAGCUGACUUCUACGGGGGGUGUUUGGUUAUCCUGUGACCGCUUUGCUCAUUUGCCCCGAGAUAACCAGGCCGCUGUGCUGGACGUCCUGCUCUCCUGUACUGCAGUUGUGAAGGAUGCCCUGGAGGAGAUGGAGCAGGCCCAGGCAGAAAGCCAGGAUCCUUUCAGUGAUGUAUUGGAGGAAGAGGACCUGGUUUCCCGGGGCAACCAGGAUACAUAUUGGUCUGAGUCAGACCGGCAGCUCCUGGGUCCUUGCCGAGGUCUAAUGAAGGCGUCCGCGGCUUGCCUGAAGAAGCUGUCCACCGCAGUAAAAUCCAACGGGAACGUGGGCACCGCCGAGAACAUUGCACAAUUGGACGAUCUCGCCGACAUCGCCAAGGAAAUCAGCCCCAGUGUGGAUGACCUGGCCCUCAGCCUCUACCCACCUAUGGAUCAUUCGGCAGUGGAGCUUAACGCUUGCAGGCUGGCGUCGGUGUUGAAGAAGGUUCUGGAGAUCACCAGAGCGAGCCAUGUGUGUGUGGAGGCUGAGCUGAGCUGGGUGCAGUUCCUGGACGGGGCUGUGGAUCAUAACCUGCAGAAGGCCAAAACCCUGGCACAGGCAUGCCACUGAGGCCUGGGUUCGAAUGGCGCCUGUGGCCAUAUGCACAUAUGCACAUAGGCCAUAUGCUCUAAACAUGCGCGCCUUGACUUCUUUCUGAAAGCGUAAAGCUUCCUCUGAGAAGAAUGCAAGCUACUUAGGUACACCGUGUAACCUUUCAUUUUCAUAACUGAAUAAAAGAAAGUAUUUAUAUACCUUCUGCUCGAUGGUAUUUAUAUUUAAUAGUAGCCUGACCUGAUUAUAUGCAGACCAUUAAGAGUUGUGUGAAAAAUGUGGGCAUCAUAGUGCUUUGACUUGUGCACUAUAAGCUCAUAUAUAAAGCUUGACUUUGCAUUUGCGAAAUGGAUGUUGGUUCAUUAAUGUUCACUAAAACAUUCUGUGUGCUGUUUAAUAUUCUAUAAUGUCAGGGAUAUGACUUAAGAGGAGAGUACAGUGUUAUUCCAACAGUUCGAAUGUACAGUCCCCUUCAGAAUUAUUGGAAUAGCAAGGCCAAUUCCUUUGUUUUUGCAAUUCACUGAAUACAUUUGGGGUUGAGAUUUAAAAAAAAUUAACACAAAGAUUUCAGCUUUUAUUUCCUGGUAUUUACAUCUAGAUGUGUUAAACUACACAUAGCACCUUUGGUAUCAGACCACCCAAUUUUUAGGUAAGCAAAAGUAUUGAGUAUUUUAGUAAAUGAAAGUAAAUAACACUUAAUAUUUGGUAGCAUAUCCCUAACUGCAUCAACCCACUGACAUCACCAAAGUGUUGCAUUAUUCUUUUGUGAUUAUUUUCCAGGCUUCCACUUUUCCUCCCUAAUGAAGUCCUUUGUUGUGUUGACAGUGUGUUUUGGGUCAUUGUAUUGCUGCAUAAUGAAGUUCCUCUUAAUUAGUUUGCAAGAAGAGGUUAAGGAAGGUUAAUAAACCUUUGUUUCAGA